CUUCAGGGGGGAACGGAGAACUGAGGGGGAGUGAGAAGUUUAGGGAAGAGCCCUCUUUCCUUCAGCUGCUGACGCGGAUGGGACUGUUUGUGCAACGACGCAGCGGCCCAUCGAAAAUCCAACAAUGUUAUCUGGGAUUAUAACUGUUUGGACCAUUCUUGCGGUAGCACAAUGUUACUUUUCCGAGGAAAAUUAUACCGACGAGUCAAAGAUGCAGCCGCCCACGGUCGUUAUAGUUGUAAUCGCACGGAACGCCGCUCAUUCUUUACCAUAUUACCUCGGAGCUCUCGAGAGAUUAAACUAUCCCAAAGAGCGCAUCUCUAUCUGGGCAGCAACAGACCACAACACUGACAACACAACAGCAAUCCUGCGAGAAUGGCUCACCGUCAUGCAAACACAAUAUCACUAUGUGGAGUGGAGACCUUUAGAUAAACCCACGUCCUAUGCGGGUGAGCUGGGGCCCAAGCACUGGACUAACGGCCGCUAUGAGUAUGUUAUGAAGCUCAAACAGGCAGCGCUGAACUUUGCCAAGAAACGCUGGGCUGACUACAUUCUGUAUUCAGACACAGACAACAUCCUGACCAACCCGGACACCCUGCACCUCCUGAUGGCGGAGAACAAGUCUGUUAUUGCCCCCAUGCUGGAUUCACAGUCAGCAUACUCCAACUACUGGUGUGGCAUCACUCCACAGGGCUAUUAUCGUCGUACCGCUGAGUACUUCCCCACAAAGCAACGUCAAAGGCUGGGCUGCUAUCCUGUCCCGAUGGUCCACUCCACUAUCCUGCUGGACCUGCGCAAACAGGGCACCAGGGAAGUGUCCUUCCACCCGCCUCACAAAGACUACUCCUGGCCCUUCGACGACAUCAUCGUUUUUGCCUUCUCCUGCAGGAUAUCGGAGGUUCAGAUGUAUCUGUGCAACAAGGAGCGUUACGGUUAUGUGAACGUACCGGCGAAGCCUCAUCAGACGGUCGAGGAUGAUCGAAUCAAUUUUGUCCACCUUUACCUGGAGUCUUUGAUCCAUGGGCCGCCCAUGUACGUCUCUCGCUAUGUCCACGUUCCUCCCAAACAGUCAGAUCUCAUGGGUUUUGAUGAGAUCUACUUGGUAAACCUGCGCAGACGUCCAGACCGCAGGGACAGGAUGUUAUGGUCGUUGUAUGAGCUUGAGAUUGAUGCUAAAGUUGUGGAUGCCGUAGAUGGAGCCGCUUUGAACAGCAGCGACAUUAAGAUUCUAGGUGUGGAUCUCUUACCUGGUUACUAUGACCCUUUCUCUGGGCGCACGCUGACUAAGGGAGAGGUCGGCUGCUUCCUGAGCCACUACUACAUCUGGAAAGAGAUGGUAGACAUGCAGCUAGACAAGGCGCUGAUCUUUGAGGAUGACAUGCGUUUCCAAGUCAACUUUAAACGCCGUCUGAUGCGGCUGAUGGAGGAGGUGGAGCAGGCGGAGCUGGACUGGGACAUCAUAUACCUGGGCAGGAAGAAGGUGAACCCUGGAGAGGAGGUGGCAGUGGAGAACGUGAGGAAUCUGGUGCACGCCGAUUACUCCUACUGGACGCUGUCUUACGCCAUCUCUCUCCAGGGAGCUCAGAAGCUCCUCAACGCAGAACCCAUAUCCAAGAUGCUUCCUGUGGAUGAGUUCCUACCCAUCAUGUAUGACAAGCACCCAAAUGAGGACUACAAAUCCCAUUUUCCCAAUCGGAAUCUGAUGGCGUACUCCACACACCCUCUUCUGGUGCAGCCCUGCCAUUACGCCGGGGACCCGGAGUGGGUGAGCGACACCGAGACCUCUACGCUGUGGGACGAUGACAACGUGCGCACGGACUGGAGGGGGUCCCAUAAAACUCUGAAGGGUUCGCAGCCACCGGCCGGUCUGCAGAGCGCCACCUACAAGGACGAGUUGUGAAGUACCUGUACAGUCCCAAAGCAUCAGAGACGGGUGGAGGGGUUAGAAUGAGUGCGCAGCUCUUUAUGAGGACACACGUCACUCAUCAGGGAGACCUCGAAACUGUGGACGAGACGAGCGAGGCCUGGGACCAAACAUUAGGAGGACACUUUCACUCCACAACAACAAAAAUCUAUUUUUAAAUCACUAUUUUUCUUGUUUUACAGUAUAGAUGUCUAAAUAUCUCCGACGAGAUACAUUUUCUUGUUAAGUAAAAGAAAAAAGAUAUUUAAUUGCGAGAUAUUAAGAUAUGUGUUCAGAUGAUAUAUCUUAAAUUAAAUUUAUUGGCAUUUUUCAACAAAAAGCAGUGAGGUUUAUGGCAAAACAAAAGCAACACACAAACAAGCAAAACAAUUUCCCAAUGAGAAAGAUACAAUUUUGAAAUAGAAAAAAAAUUGUUUUAAUGGAAAACAAGGUCCUGUAAAGGCAAUUUGGUACAGGGACUCUUAUAUUUGACCUCAGUUCAAGAGGGAAAAAGUUAUGUAUUUUAGGAGAGGGUUUUUGUCCAUUUCUUUGGUUAUUUUUUUCUUUCUUAACUAUAUAUUAGCAAUCACCUGGAACACCUGCAGGUGAUAGGUGUGUGGGAGAAAAGACCAAAUGAGUCGGGUCAAAAAUCUAAAAAAACAAGGAAAUCCCUCACACUAUCAAUACUUGCAAAUGAGUAUCAAAAUUAUAUUAGCAACACUUCGGUCUCAUGGCCUUCUUUGUAUAUGCCUGAUCAAGAUCAUGAGACCGAAAUGUUGCUAAUAAAAUUUGUAUACUCAUUUGCAAAUAUUGAUAGUGAGGGAUUUCCCUUUUUUUUUCUUAACUAUACAAAAAGGUCAUUUUAUGAAGUGGUGCAUUAGAAUUUUAUUACUGGAUUGUAUUUAAAGUUUAAACCGCUGUCGUGGGACUAUCAUGCUCAGACAAUCCAACAAACAGAGCUUGUAUAUUUGAUAUGAUCUGUGUUCAUUCUGUUUUUUUUCUGAUCCCAUCAUGUUCAUUUGUUCUUAUUUAUUUCUCUUCCCUGUCUUAUUCCCUUCUCUAACUCUCCAAAGUGAACAGCGGGACCAAAUGAAAUGACGUUACAUUAGUGUGCAUGGCAGUUCUGUUAAACUUGGUUGUUUUUGAAAUAAAAAUGUUUUUGAAAAAUUA
This is a messenger RNA of Rhinichthys klamathensis goyatoka, 3073 nucleotides long. RefSeq names its product cerebral endothelial cell adhesion molecule (gene cercam). Lineage: Eukaryota; Metazoa; Chordata; Actinopteri; Cypriniformes; Leuciscidae. Bases 125 to 1900 code for a protein of 591 amino acids. The record is from RefSeq and is a predicted model, not a curated record. The transcript has 12 exons.